Aspergillus pseudotamarii is the source of this 2940-nucleotide messenger RNA. RefSeq lists its product as uncharacterized. The record is from RefSeq and is a predicted model, not a curated record. The coding region runs from base 97 to 2256 and encodes 719 amino acids. The transcript has a single exon. NCBI's taxonomy places the organism in Eukaryota, Fungi, Ascomycota, Eurotiomycetes, Eurotiales, Aspergillaceae.
AGCAUGACCCAACUUGAGACUGAGAAAGCUUCGUCCGUACCCAGUGAGUACCACAUGUGCUUGGCAAAUCCUCAGCGCUAAUAGUUGCAAGUAUCCAUGUUCAGAGCCCAAGCCGGUCACCUCGGUAUACAGGUCUUAGCCGAAUCGUGCCAGGCCACUGAAGUUAGAGGUAGUAAAAACGGCGAUGACGAUGAUGCCGCAUGCUCUCAGGAUGAGGAUGUUGAAACGGCCGAAAGAAUUAUUUCUCCGAGCCAUGACCCAAGAGAAAAUGAGGACCCCAUGAUACCUGUCCUAGAAUCUGCUGUCGACGCAGGAGUGCUGGCGUUAGAAAAUCUACAGCGCGUCUUCGAUAAAUCUGAUGUCUGGUUGGGCGACACUAACUGGAAAAACGACAUUAAAUUGGUACUUUCGUUUUCUCAGACGGAAAAAGUGAUUAUCGGGGUUGUUGGCAGCACUGGUGUCGGCAAGUCGUCUCUCAUCAAUGCCAUCGCUGAUGAAGAAAAUAUACUCGCAACAAACUGCAUGCGUGCCUCCACUGCAGUGGCAACAGAGCUGUCAUACAACGAUGGAGAAUUCGGGUACAAAGCACGCAUUGAAUUCAUCCAACGCAGCGAGUGGGAACACGAACUACGCAUCCUUUUUAAAGAGCUCUGCGACAGCUUGGUGGAUGCCAAAAGAGAGAACGUUCCAAAGGAUUCUAAUGCUGGUGUUGCACUUGACAAGAUUAAAGCUGUGUACCCUUCACUGGAAGUGGAAAACAUUACGAACACAUCGGUUGAAAAGCUCUUGGAAGAUCCCAACGUUUUAAGUCUGCUUGGGAGUACCUUGAUCUUUGAAGAGAACAACCCCCGAGUCUUCUCUCGGAGACUAAAGUCUUACAUCGAUAGUAAAGGCAAAAAUCGCGGCUCGAAGAAUGCUUCACAGAGGGGAAGCGAUAUAGGGCUCUGGCCGCUUAUUCGCGUGGUUCGAAUUUAUGUCAAAGCAAAGGCACUGUCUACCGGCGCUGUCCUUGUCGACUUGCCCGGUAUCUUUGACUCUAAUGCUGCGCGUGUGGCUGUCGCAGAAGACUAUAUGAAACGUUGCUCAGCUCAUUGGGUUGUCUCGCCUAUUAAUCGAGCCGUGGAUGAUAAAGUUGCUCAUGACCUUCUAGGACAGAACUUCAAGAUGCAGAUGCACAUGGACUGUGCUUUCAAUAACAUCACCUUUAUAUGCACCAAGACAGAUGAUAUCUCUGUAAGUGAAGUACAGGACUCUCUAAGACUGGCGCUGCCGUCAGUGCAGAAGCGUGAAUAUCAAGAUAAACUAUGUGCUCAGCUACGAAUCGAGGUGAAUGAGCUUGAAAAGAGGAAAGACCGUGUUAUGGAUGAUAUUGGCUCUAUUGCUGACGAGAUCGAGGAGCUCGAGGCUAAUCUGUCCAAUGAAGAGUCCCAUUUGAGCCAGUUCAAUAAUAUACCCAACAAAGAAAAGAUUCCCAGCGAGGUUGAGGGAAGCGAAGCGACCGGCUCUAAUGAGAAUAAUAAUGCAACAGCUCCUGUUGAUAGCUCCGACACUGAAGUGCAAAAGUUGAGUUGCUCUGAAACUGAAGACCGGACGAGGCAGCUUCAGGCUCUUAAAGCCGAGAGGAAGCAACUUGAGCAUCAGAGACGUCAACUCACUCAACAUAUCAAAAGUCAAAAAGCAGAAUCCAAGCGGCUUGAACAAGAAUCCGAAAAUAUGAAAAUAGAUAUUAUCCGAGAGUGCAUCAACGCUAGGAAUAUCUACUCCAAGGAUGAGAUCAAAAAGGACUUUGCAUGCGGCAUCCGCGAGCUAGAUCAGGAGCUUCAAGAGGAUGAAGAUGAGACAGCGAUUUCUGGCACAGCUUUGCCAGUUAGAGACUAUGAAAACCUGGCGAACGAACUUCCUGUGUUCUGCGUGUCCACAAAGGCAUACCAAAAGCUUUGCGGUAGACUUCGGAAGGAAGUCCAUCUGACUGGUUUUACAAAGCUGGAGGAUACUGAAAUACCCCAGUUACAGCGCCAUUGCAUAAGUUUGACCGAAAAGGCAAGGGAGGUAUCGGCACUGCGAUUUUUAGCUCAGUUGAAGAGACUGUUCCAGUCGAUAUCACUAUGGUCGCUAGCGACUAGUCCGGCACAUAUAAUGUCAGAUGAGAAGAUACGAGAAUUGGAAACCGGAUUCAACUUAGCCGUGGAUAAGUUAAGAAAGGUAUGCUUCCUAUUCAGACAACCUGGAAAAUUUACUCAGCCCAUUAGGCUAUGAAAAAGCAUGUUUGCGAGCGCUCUGAUGCACUUGUCGAAACAUUUGAAGUGAACAUCGUCAAUCGACUUGGUAUGUUACUCCAUCAAUGCACUUUGCCCCCAUCUGACAGAUGCGAAUAACGUAGACCGAGCAAUAAAACAUGGCUGUGUGGAAUUUCCUCGCAUAAUAUCUCAAUGGAAUGCACCCCGGACCGAAGGAGGUCUUGCGUUUAAUACGUACCAAGCCAUUUGUCGUCGUCGAGGAGUAUUCAAGGAGCGAGACUGGAACCAAGAACUGUAUGUAAAGUGAUGCCGUCUUUUUUGUUAUUCUGGACCGUACUCACAUUACAGCAGAGCCAAUCCUUUGUUAGACAAGAUUGUCGGCGGUUGGACAAGAACAUUUUGUGUGAAAGUCCCUCUACAGCUCAAUGAGUUUGCUGUCAGCUUGGAAGGCAGCCUACAGGAGUUUCACAGCACAGCAAUUACCCUCGCGGAUAGAAGUGCCCCCACCGACAAGAAUACUGGGAUGCCGGAAGUGAUGCUAAGUACCUAUUGUAAAACCCUAGGGCAUGAGCUCAAGCAGGUGGAAGCAUCAAUAAAGUCCGAGCAAAAAGAAUUGAAUAGAAUAUUUGCCAAGACGAUUGAGGCAGAGCUACACCAGGCGUAUCAAGACUGUGCGGAACAAUCUGGUAAGUUCUCAGUUUUU